Messenger RNA from Lathyrus sativus (Indian pea), 615 nucleotides. The record is from the annotation of a GenBank genome assembly. NCBI's taxonomy places the organism in Eukaryota, Viridiplantae, Streptophyta, Magnoliopsida, Fabales, Fabaceae.
AUGGGAAGCACCGAUUUGAAGUACGAGGUUUCACAAAACGCUUACAUCAAACUCGUUCUCCACUCCCUCAAACACCCUACAUCCGCCGUCAACGGCGUCUUGAUCGGCCGCAUCUCCUCUUCCAACGACACCGUCGAGAUCACCGAUGCCGUCCCUCUCUUCCAUUCUCAAAUCCCUCUUCUUCCUCAAUUGGAGAUCUCUCUAAUUCUGAUAGAUGAAUAUUUUUCUGCUAAAGGGUUGAACAUAGUUGGUUAUUUUCACGCCAAUGAGAGGGCUGAUGAAUUUGAACUCGGUGGAGUGGCGAAGAAUAUUGGUGAUCACAUCUCUCGUUACUUUUCACAAGCUGCUAUUCUAUUGUUAGAUAACAAGAAGCUUGAAGGUUUGAAAAAGAGCAAGAGUGGUGGUGCUGUAAUGCAGCUUUAUGUUAGGGAUGCAUCUAAGAACUGGAAGUUGGUUCAAUCAGAUGCGAAAAACCGAUUCUCUCUCAAAGAGCCAUCGGCAAAUCUGAUCUUAUUGGAUUAUAUUUCAUCUGAGAAAUGGCGCGACGUUGUAGAUUUUGAUGAUCACCUUGAUGACAUAAGCAAGGAUUGGCUAAACCCAGGGCUCUUCAACUGA